CGAGGCCUGGGGGCGAUGACGUGCCGAUUACCAUCGCUCGACCGCGUGACGAGCCGCGUAGCGCCCCAGGGCAGGACCGGCCGGCCGGGGCGGCGCAGGUGGAAUUCCCAGUGCUGGGCCGGUGGCCCUCUGCCAGAGCUCCGUACCACGGCGGCUGGGGUCGCGUUGGUCAGUGACGGAGCAGAGCUACUGACGACCGGCCGCCAACCGCGACACUUCCCCGGGACACAGUUUGGUCGUCGGCCAGUCUUCGGAGGGGUUUCCAACCGAGGUCGGCCUUCCGUCAAUAAUGUCAGCGCUCAGGUCACCAACGUCAACCAGAACCGUCCGGAUACGCUCAGCUUCAACGGCGGAUUGGCGCUGGCUUCCAGUAACUCGGUCGGCGCUUUUGGCACCAAUAUCGCCGUGAACCACGCUCAGGCAAUCAGUCAGAACAUCGCCAUUCCAGUGCCCCAGGGCUUCAACGCUGUCAGUGGCAACCGCUUCAAUAACCGACAGUUCGGCUAGACGUAGGGUCAGGGGUUUGACCCUGCGAUGGAAGGAUUCUGAUCUUCGCACUGAGGACAGAGUCUGACCUUUGUAGAGGACGGAGACUGACAUUCGUGACAUACGAGGAAGGAGUCUGACCCUUACAAGAGAAGGAGUCUGACCUCUGUUGGGGUUAGACUAUAUGUAGAUCAGAUGGCGGCGCAAGAAAGACUGGCUUUUGUAGGUUUGGCCGGCAUAAGACAAACGCGAGGAGGUGCUUCCUUGAUAAAAAAGAUGAAAGAAAUGUUCAUCAAGGCACACCAUGUGUGCUGAAGAAGGUUUACAGAAAAUACAAUCACACCGAGUCUUGUACGUCAUGUGCGAUGCAAUGAAAAUGUCAAGCACCGACCAUUGUGUUUUACAUAUUUUUGGUACCAUUUAUGCAUUGACAUGACCACAUUCAUUGCGUGCUCGGAAAUGUUUUUAGUAAUAAAGACAGAAGAAAA
Molecule: messenger RNA, 974 nt
Organism: Amphibalanus amphitrite
Lineage: Eukaryota; Metazoa; Arthropoda; Thecostraca; Balanomorpha; Balanidae
Exons: 3
Coding region: 16-507 (163 amino acids)
Source: RefSeq, a predicted model, not a curated record